Messenger RNA from Cylindrotheca closterium, 2025 nucleotides. Lineage: Eukaryota; Bacillariophyta; Bacillariophyceae; Bacillariales; Bacillariaceae. The record is from the annotation of a GenBank genome assembly.
AUGAAGAACCUUUAUCAAGAUUCUGUUGUUGCGGAUGAGAAGGCAGAUGUUUCAAAGUCUGAUGAACGAGGACGAGGCGAUGAUUAUUCUUAUUCUGCAGAAGCAUCCUUCGUAUCAGGUGACGACUGUUCGUCUGGAAGCUCUGGCAAUGUAUCAAUGGAGAAGGAAGAGUCUGAAGAAUUUGAUGAUACUAGCGCGGUGGCCCAGAAGAAAUACUCAAAGAAUGACGAAGUGCUCUAUAUCAGCAGCAACAGGGAAACUGAGAUUGCGACAAUUCUAAAGGUCCAUUUGGAUGACCAGCUUGUUCCAUACUAUGAUAUUCAGCUGAAUUUAAGUGGUAGGGAGAAGCAAACCGAUGGCACACACCUAGCUGCUCCGCCAAAGAGCCACUCAGAAAAAAGAGUGUCAAAUGACAUCAAGGAAUGUACACCUGAGACACCAACACAACAACAAAGCAAUGUGGACACAGAUGUGAAGCCCCAAAAGACGUUCGCUGAGAAUGACAAGGUGGUAUAUGUCAGUAGUAACGGAGAGAGUGAAAAUGCUACAGUUGUCAAGGUCUAUUUGGACGCCGAGCUUGUUCCAUUUUAUGACAUUCGGCUGCAUUCAAGCGGCAGGGAGAAGCAAACAGAUGACGCACAUCUCAUGCCUUGUCGCGAGAGAAAGAGGCCACAGCCGAUCGAGAGUGCAAACAAACCGGAAAGACGCAGUAGCGCACCCGAUCAGUGGACGAAGAAAACAGGCGCGCCUCGACGCCGAAGCAGUAUUGCUUUUGGUUGCGCUGAUCAUUCUGAUGGCUCUGUCCCAAAGAAGACAUACGCAGAGAACGAAAAGGUCAUCUAUGUUAGCAGUGAUGGAGACAGCGAAAAUGCUACCAUCAUAAAAGUACAUUUGGAUGACCAGCUUGUUCCAUUCUAUGACAUUCGGCUGCAUUCCAGCGAUAGAGAGAAGCAAACCGAUGACGCCCAUCUUAAGCCCUGCCGAGAAAGGAAGAAGUCUGUUGCUUAUGGAAAGGUGUUUCCAGAUGGCUUUGUCUCUCCUCAUAGGGCGCCAAAAAAAACUGCGAGUCUGGCUGCACCAGAGCCGCUUGGUCGUGGAAGUGCUCAUUCUGAAGGGUUUGUCUCUCCUCGUCAAGCAGGAAAGCGAACAAAGGCACCAAAACGAAGAACGAGUCUACCUAUGCCAGACCCGCUUUGCGGAAGCAACCAUUCUAAUGGCUUUGUUUCUCCUCGUCAAGAAAAGCAAACAAACAAGGCACCAAGUAGAAAGUCCAAUCUUUCCGCAUCAGUGCCGUUGCACAUCAAUCUUCCCGACGGGUUUGUCUCUCCUCAUCAAGGCAAGCAAACAAAGGCACCAAGAAGAAGAACGAGUCUGUCUAAUCACGCUCUUCCCGAGGGCUUUGUCUCUCCUCAAGGAAAACGAAAGAGCAAGGCACCAAGGAAAAGGACAAGUCUGCCUUCACCAGAUCAGUUUGGCAAUGGUCUUCAUGCCGGCUUUGUCUCUCCUCGUCAAGAAGGGAAGCGAACAAACAAGGCACCUAGACGAAGAACGAGUCUGCCUGCACAAGACUCCCUCGGUGGAAGCAACCAUUCUGGUGGUUUUGUCUCUCCUCAGCCAAAGCGUAGAACUGCGCCAAAGCCGUCGUUGAGCAACGAUUUUUCAGAUGGUCUUGCUUCACAAACAAGAAAGCGCACGAGCAUGCCUGGGAGGAUCAAGAGUAUGGGUAUGACUGCUCAAUCGAUGAUGUCUCCCAAAUCAGCCAAUCGUAGGGCUGGUUCUGACAGUGCCAUACCAAGACAGGAUAGACUGGAUAGAUUGGAUUUGACAAGCUCAAGAGGCAGCAACAGCAAACGGCCCAAAGCCCUCCGUACUCGCAGCGUUGACAACUCUGGCGCCGGUGGCAGUGCUGCCGACUUCAAGCCUACUUCCCCAGUUGGUAGAAGCAAAUCGGCAUCACUGAUUGGCAAGGCCAAGAAGAAAAUUAUUUUCCAGUGGAAUCCGCGGACUGCUGAUGGCAUAACGUAG